AUGGAGGUUCAUUGUGAUCUUGAAGUUGAUGUCAAUGGGGAAGAGUCUUUCAUAGUGGACAAGAAAAUUAUUGCUUCCUACUCUGGCAAAUUGAGCAACUUACUUGGCAAAUCAAAAGCUACCUCAAGAAAUCUUAAAGUGGUAUUGCAUGACUUUCCGGGAGGAGCAGAGAGUUUUGAGCUCAUUUCAAGGUUCUGCUACAACCAUGGCAGCACCGACAUAACUCCUUCCAAUAUUUCCCUCCUAUAUUGUGCUGCACAGUUCAUGGAAAUGAACAAUUCUGUCACUGGAACACAUAAUUUAUUGGAAAAAUCAGAGAAGUCAUUUGAAGAGAUUAGAUUUUGGACAUGGUCUGAGCUUUUAAUGGCUUUGAAGCAGUGCCAAGAUUUACUUCCAGCUGCUAAUUCUCUAAGCCUACUCGAGAAAUGCUUGGAUACCCUUGUUGCAAGAUUGCCUUUGACAAGCGAAGCGAGUCCUUGUCCUUCCACUUCAUCCCCAGAUAGCUCUGGUAUUCGGUUUUCAUGUGACACUCGAAGCACUGAGAGUUUGAAAACCAGCUCAUCUCGGGCAACCUGGUGGUUUGAGGAUCUUCUAGUUUUAGGUCCAAAUUUGGUUGAAAUGCUGGUCAAGUCCAUGAUUUCUCGAAAACUUGAUCAUGUUAUCAUUAGUAGGUUCCUCUUUUAUUACCAGAAAUCGAAGUUUUACACUGUCAAAUCUGAUGCCAAGCGCACCUUUGUGGAAACAGUCAUUGAUAUGCUGUAUAUUCUUGAUCAGAGCUGUGUUUCUUGCAAGAGUUUAUUUGGGAUUCUUCGAGUUGCUCUGAAUUUGAAUAUAAAAAAAAGUAGCAGGAAUAAGUUGGAGAGCAUGAUUGGUUCACAGCUUGAUCAAGCAAUAUUAGACAAUUUGCUUGUUCCAUCCCCACGCGGGAUCAAUUACUUGUAUGAUGUCAAUCUUGUUCUAAGGUUAUUGAAAUCAUUUCUGAGUGGAGGAAUCUGUCAAGCAUCGCCCACGCGAUUGAGGAGAGUUGCUGCCUUGGUGGAUUUGUAUAUGGCAGAAGUAGCCCCAGAUCCUUGUCUGAAGCCUUCGAAGUUUGUGGCUUUAGCCAUGGUCAUGCCGGAUUCUGCCAGAGACUCCUAUGAUGAACUUUACCAUGCCAUGGACUUGUAUAUAGAGGUGCAUGCAGGAUUGUCAGAAGAGGAAAAGAUGAAAAUUUGUUGUGUGUUGAACUAUGAGAAGCUCUCAUCACAGACUUGCAUACACAUUUCUCAGAAUAAAAAGUUUCCAUCAAAAGCAGCAGUCCAAGCUCUCGUCUCUCAGCAAUUGAAGCUUAAAAGCUUACUCCAUCCAACCAACAAUUCUAAGUCCUACGCUGACUCCCCUUGUAGUGCCGCCGAGGUUGGAAAUGCGGGAAGGAAAUUCGAUGCCAAUGAACAACUUGUGCUUUACACAGGGAAACUCGAUCUCGCAGCUGACAAUUUGAAACUUAGAGCACAUUUGCAAGGCAUGCAGUGCAGGGUAAUGGAAUUGGAGAAACUGUGCAAGAAAUUGCAAACUCAAAUGGCAACGUUUAGAAAAUCAAGAGUAUCAAGCCACAGUCAUGCAAGAUCUGUGCCCAAACUCUGUUCAUGA
Prunus armeniaca (apricot) is the source of this 1629-nucleotide messenger RNA. Lineage: Eukaryota; Viridiplantae; Streptophyta; Magnoliopsida; Rosales; Rosaceae. The record is from the annotation of a GenBank genome assembly.